Messenger RNA from Phoenix dactylifera (date palm), 1938 nucleotides. RefSeq names its product putative glucuronosyltransferase Os03g0107900. Gene Ontology annotation, biological process: glucuronoxylan biosynthetic process. The record is from RefSeq and is a predicted model, not a curated record. Lineage: Eukaryota; Viridiplantae; Streptophyta; Magnoliopsida; Arecales; Arecaceae. Gene Ontology annotation, molecular function: glycosyltransferase activity.
ACUCCCCUUCAUUUCACCUUCUUCCCCUUCCUCGCCCUCUGGAUUUUGGUAAGCUCCAGCUCAAAAUAUCCAGACGCAUCGCACCAACCGGACCCCAUAAAUGAAGUGAAAAGAAAACAACGCCCCACUUCUCCACCAACCCCUCUUACAUCUCUCUCUCUCCCCUAAUAAUUCUCUUCUAAUUCCCUUCACCACCACUCCACCUCCUACUCCCUCCGAAAACACCACCCCACCCUCCUCCAAGUCCCCCCAAACUCCCUCCCUUUUAACCUCCCAUGCCGGAGCUCAGAGCUUCUCACCAUCACUCCAGAAGCUAUUUUUCCUCCUAUUCCCCCUCCCCUCACAUGAAGCUCCUCCCCAGAAGAACACACCUCCACCACCCCCACCACCACUACGAGAAAGCCCUCUGCCUCAAGAAGUACUCCAAAUGGCUCCUCUGGCUCGGUCUCUCCAUCUACCUCUUCUCCUCCUCCUCUUCCACUCUCUUCCCUCGCCCCACCCCGACUUCCCUCCCCAAAACCACCCUCCCCCUCAAAACCACCCCUCGCGCUCUCAUCGAAGCUCGAAAUACUUCAACUUGUCCUCCCUUCAAGAUCUAUGUCUAUGAUCUUCCCUCCAGGUAUAAUAGAGACUGGCUUGCCGACCGGCGGUGCGAGACCCAUUUGUUCGCGGCAGAGGUGGCGCUCCACGAGGCGUUCCUCGACUCCCCCCGCCGCGCUCUCGACCCCAACGAUGCCGAUUUCUUCUUCGUCCCCGUUUAUGUCUCUUGUAAUUUUAGCACUCCGAAUGGAUUCCCUUCGCUUGGCCACGCCCGCCCCCUCCUCGCCUCUGCCGUGGAGCUUAUCUCCUCCCAGCUCCCCUUCUGGAACCGCUCCCGCGGCCGCGACCACCUCUUCGUCGCCUCCCAUGACUACGGCGCCUGCUUCCACGCCAUGGAGGAUAGGGCGAUACGGAAUGGGAUCCCGGAGUUCUUGAAGGAGUCCGUCAUAUUGCAGGCGUUUGGCAUGCGGACAACGCACGUGUGCCAGGAGGUGGAGCACGUGCAGAUACCUCCGUACGUGCCGCCGGAUAUUGAACGGUGGCCAGCGUCGGAGACGGUGAAGAGGGACAUCUGGGUGUUCUUCCGGGGGAAGAUGGAGGUCCAUCCCAAGAACAUCAGCGGCCGGUUCUACGGCAGGAGGGUGAGAACCGAGAUAUGGCAUCGCUACGGCAACAACCCUCGGUUUUAUCUCCGGCGAAAGCGGUUCGCCGGCUACCAGUCGGAGAUCGCGCGGUCGGUGUUCUGCCUGUGCCCCCUCGGGUGGGCCCCGUGGAGCCCACGCCUAGUGGAGGCGGUGGCGCUGGGCUGCGUCCCCGUCAUCAUCGCGGAUGGAAUUCGCCUCCCGUUCCCUGAGGCGGUCCGGUGGCAGGAGAUCUCCCUCACGGUGGCGGAGCGAGACGUCGGCAAUCUGGAGCCCAUUCUGGACCACGUGGCGGCCACCAACCUCUCCGCGAUCCAGCGCAACCUGUGGGACACGGCCAAGCGGCGUGCGCUGCUCUUCCACCGUCGGAUCGAGGAGGGCGACGCCACGUGGCAAGUGCUGAAGGAGCUCGAGGGGAAGCUAGAUCGGUCCUGGCGGUGGGGGCAGGAUCAGCAGUUGCGGGUGGCCUCGUGGAGUUAGAAACUUGGGGGCGCUUUUCCCGACGUGCUGGCUGUGGGUUCGGGGACAGCUGGCGGUUCGGAGCGGUGGCUGGAGGGGAGGGUGGUGGGACCCACUGAAUUAUUGCUGGUUCGGUGAGCUGGCACUCCUGAUUGGUACGAUCAGAGAGACUGUACAGGGACCACGAGAAAAUAGACAUUAUUUUGUAUUUUUUCCACAGAGAGAAGAAUAAAUAAGUAAAUAAAUAGAUAAAUAAAUAAAUAGAGGUAUGGUUUUCUCAUUUGGUGGAUUAACAUUU